CCUUCACAGCAUCCCCUGGCAAGGAGUUCCACAGGUUGACACUGUGUUGUGUGAAGAAAUACUCUCUUUGGUUUGUUUUAAACCUGCUGCCUGUUAAUGUCAUUGGGUGACCCUGGUUCUUGUGUUCUGCCAAGGAGUAAAUAACACUUCCUGAUUUACUAUCUCCAUACCAGCUGUGAUUUUAUAGCCCUCUAAUGUAUCCCCCCUUAGUCAUCUCUCUUCUAAGAUGAACUGUCCCCGUCUGUUUAAUCACCUGUCAUAUAGAAGCUGUUCCAUCCCCACAAUCACUUCGUUGCCCUCUGUACUUUCUCCCAUUGUAAUAUUUUUUUUUCAGAUGGUGUGGCCAAAACAGCACACAGUAUUCAAGGUGUGGGCGAGCCCGGUGCCCGGGGGAACCCUACAAUCAUACACGGGAUGGGGAACUGAGGACAACGCUGUGACUGCAGGCAGGAAGCUAAUCAGCAGGCAGCUGCGUGGGGCCAUUGCUGACCCACCAUGGACAAGGAGAGCAGCAUGGAGAGAAGUCACAGGAAGGCCUACCUUGAGAUGAUCGAAGUAGAUGGCAUUGGCCUGAACACUGUCUUCAUCCUCAUCAUGUCGCGCAUGUCGCAGGCCUCAGGCUCCAUCCUGCCGCCGCUGAGCUCACUGGUGGGGCCCAAGAAGGUGUCUCCCACUGUUGGGCAAGGGGAGCAAGAGGAGUCAGCAGACUCAGCUCAGUCUGGCUCUGCUUUCGCUGCUGGAGGAGGUUACAGGGGGCUCCCUGGGGCUGCAGCCCUCCUCCCUGAGACUCUGUGCCUUGCAGGCUGCAGCUCCCUGAGUGGCUUUGCCAAGUCUCUGCAGAAGGCGGAGGCCCUGCUGUGGAACUGUGUGAACCCCAGUGUGCGGCGCCUCCUGCAGCAGCAUGCCAGCGCCAGUGCCUACAACAGCGACGAGGAGGACUCGCCCGGCGCCCUUGCCCGCCUGGCCCAGGUGGAGCACAGCUUCCUGGGACUCAGCCGCUGCCUCUGUGUGCAGGAGAACCCCCGCACGGAGACCUUCCAAGGCCACGUCAAGCCGGCGGCCAGUGACACGGCCCAGGGCACCUUCUCCUACCACCCUGUCCACCCCUGUGUAGCCAAGCACUGUGCCACCUUGCACGCCCUGCUGCAGCACCGCCACCGCCUCCGCCUCUCCCGUGAGUACAGCCACCGCCUCAAAGGGGCCUCGGAUUUCGUCCGUCAGCUCCUGGCUCUCUUGGCGCUGAAGGACCGGGGAGGGGACCCUGGGGGGAGCAGGCAGCUCAGGGGACUCUGUGAGGAGCUGCGGACUCAUACCAGCCACUGGAGCGGGCUGCAGCGCAAGAUGCGCAGUGACCCCUGGCUGCGGGAGCUGCUGCUGCAGCCUCACGAGUCAGUGACACACAUGAAGCAAGCACUGGAUCUGCUGGCCCUGCACGCCAUCCGCCUGGUAGAGCGCUACGUAGAGGUGCAGCUGCACUGCUUGGCACGAGCCAGCCCCGCCGCCGUCUCCCCUGCCCAGCUCUCCGACCUGUUCCAGGGCUUGGAGAUCUACAACCACCUGCUGAGCGAUCAGGCCCUGGAGCGAGCCUCUGGCGAGCCAGGGACUGAUCCUGCCACUCCACUCCGGCGCAAAGGAGAGGUGGGGGUUGGCGCUCAGGCCUAUCCCAUUGGUCGGGUGUUGGGCGUGCUGGCAGCUGAGAGAGGCAGGCUGGCUGCCCACCGACUCCACCAGCUCCUCCUGCAUCGGGCACAGGGGAACAGCCUGGAACAAGGGCACUGGGAGAAUGCUGUGGUGCCUUGGUCCAUGGACCACAGCAGCAGCGAGACAGAUGUGGGGUCCCGUGGGCCUCCCACAGUGGAGGGGCUCCCGAGCCUCCCUGAGGAGCUGCAGGUGCUGUGCAGGGAGGACAAGGAGCUCCUGGACCUUGUUCUGGGAGUCUUGGUGGCCUCCAAUGACACGCUCUGGCACCAUGUGCUCAAGAGGCCCAAGCAGGAGAAGCCCCCGGCAGAGGAGGACCAGGAGCCCCUCAUGGCGCCGGCCGCCAGCCUGGACCUGGACGAGAGGCUGAGCCCGGCCUCCCUGCCCAGCUGGAAGUCUGUGCGCUGGCUGGACGCGUUCUACUCGGAGGCUGCCGAGGUUCUGUAUGCACAGUACCGCCCGCUCUUCUGGGAGGCCACCGCCACCUUGCUGGCCCAUCACCUGGAGCUGCGGCAGGACCAGGCACAGCCCUGUGGAGGCCUGCCCCAGUGCACAGAAAGGGCAGCAGCUGCGCUGGCACAGGAGCUGAGCCAGGCACUGAGUCAGGCCCAUGUGCCCCCGGAGUGCGAAGCGGCGCUACAGCGCCUGUGCCUGUGUCUGAUCUCUCAGGCUGUCUUCCAGAGCUGGGACCGAGGGUUCUGCCAGGCCCUGGGUUCCAGCCUCAGCGAUAAGUGCGUGCCUGGGCCUAGGACAGUGGGCACGGCGCACAGCAGGACUGCCCAGCUGCUCCGGGAGCUCCACCCUCCCCUGGCCUUCGCCCUCAAAUGCCUGGAGCCUCCGCUCACUGCAAGGACUGCGAGCAGCAACCUCGUCUCCCCGAGCCUCCGGCUGGAGCUGCUGACUCGCUGUCUGGCCACGGGGCAGGCCUCCUGCUCCUGGCUCAUGGCCAAGGCCUAUCAGCACCUUGCGGCCUGGUCCCUCUGCCCAUUCCUGCUCGUCACCCAGGGAGAUCUCCAGUUGUUAAAGGCAGAGACCACCAGGUUGGCGGAGCUUGUGAGUGGGGCCUUCCCUGAGGUGGGGGACAGCCCCAGGUGGGUGCGGCCGGCCCUUGGCUCCCACCAGGAGCGGCAACUGUGCCUACAGAUCCACUCCACUGCUGCCAGAAUCCAGAGCUUCUCACAGGACGUGCUGCGGAUGUUCUCCACAAACUGCAAGCGGAUGUCGGCAGAGAUCUUCGGCCAGACCAUGCCGCUGGGCAAGCACUGGAGAGCAGGCCUCCGUGCAGACCUGCCCAGCACCCCAGGUGAGUACGCCUUGGCCGCCGCCCAGAGUGUCCUGGGCCAGGUCCUGCAGGGCAUCCAGCUGCUCCCGCGCGAGUCCCAGGUGCCCGCGCUCACCCAUGUCAUGACAGCCUUCGUGGAAGCCUGGAUGGAUCACAUCCUCACCCAGAAAAUCAAGUUCAGCCUGCAGGGUGCCUUGCAGCUGAAGCAGGACUUCGACACAGUGCGGCAGCUGGUGCAGUCGGAGUCCGGCCUGUCGCCUGAGAUCAAGCAGUCGGUGCUGUCGCUGCGCAUCUUCCAGCAGAUGGACAACGCCAUCGUCUGCCUCUUGCAGCAGCCCAGCAGCAAGGCCUGCCUGCCCUCCCACACCUGGGAGUCCUUCCGCAAGUGCUGCUCACACAAUGGCGUCCGCACUCAGGACUUCCCCACGGGCAGCCUGAACAGCCUGGAGAGCCUGGACGUGCAGGCCUUGCGCAACAGCACCGCCCUGGAGACCCAGAGCUCCGACCUCCUCAGCCACCUGCAAGGCAGCUGCACCCCGGAGUCCUACCUCCCGAGCACCCAGCAAGAGUGGCUCUCCCUGCGGCUGCACGGCACGCGGCGCUGGAAGGUGCCCAGCCUGCCCUGCACCAAGAGCGCAGAGCCCUGAGCGGCUGGGCUCCCCAGCUUGGGGAUGGAGCCCAGCCACGUAUUCGUGGUUAGAAACAGAGCAGCCAAGUAGCCUCAAA
Gopherus flavomarginatus (Mexican gopher tortoise) is the source of this 3706-nucleotide messenger RNA. RefSeq names its product coiled-coil domain containing 142 (gene CCDC142). Lineage: Eukaryota; Metazoa; Chordata; Testudines; Testudinidae. The record is from RefSeq and is a predicted model, not a curated record.